ACAGACAAAAUCCUACAAGAAACACACUUUUAAAUUUGAUUUCGUAAAAGUCGGGUGUCAACUUCACGGAGGUCUUUUCCUGAACGCAACCAAGCCUUGUGUUCACGAUACUAAAAAUUGGCCGAAGAUCUCGUACAGAGAGAAAAUUAACCAAUAGCAUCUGAACAAUUCGGUCAAAUUCAGCAUGAUUAGUCAAUUCUUCCUCGGUCAGAGAUUUCGAUCUGAUUUCUAGCAUCGUGGACACCACAAGGCUUUAGAGUAAAUCCAUAAAUACAAACAGAAAACAAAUGUACACGAAGUUAGUCAUUCUACAACAUGACGAUGCUUUCAAUCGGAGAAACAAAAAUGUGCAGCAUGUCCUUGCAAAUGUCAAGAGGUUUCUGCUAAAACUGUUUCACGGAUGCGUGCGUGUUAGCAUUCGUUUUAAGUUGUAACAUAUUACAUCAUAAUAUUAUACGUUAUAAUAUCGCUACGUUAAAUAUUCGUGAAUCGGAAGAGGCAAAACAGUGAGAAUAAAAAUGAAGCGUUUGGAUCAGAAACUAAUGCAGAAAGAAACCAACGUAUCGAUGCUAAUCAAGCCGCUGAGGAUAUUUCAAUUCGUGCGUAUUGGACACCUUGUUAUUUCGCUCAAUUGCAUUUUAAUAUACAAGAAAAAUAUCAGAAUUGGAAUAAACCGAUAAUCUCUCGCCGCGCUAUAAAAUUUUUUUCUGAAACAGUUCGCAGUGCUGCUAGUGUUCGCAUUUACGAUCUAUAUGAUCGUUAUGGACCCUAUGCCACUGAGCCCUCCCUCCUGCAUCUUCUUGAUUGUCUUAUCGGGCGUAUACGUUUUCGCCUUAGUCGUUGAGUUGAUCAGCCACUUUGCUGGGGGCACCUUGCACAUUAUUCCGAUGCCCAUCUUCUCCUUACUCGGUCUCAUAUUUUUCGGGGUUGCCGGAAUUUUAUUAAUUGUAAAUGUCUAUGCACCAAUCAUGAUACAAAUAAUAGCAAUAACGCUGUGUCUACUGGCAGCAUUGUUAUUCUUAAUUGACAUCACGAUAGUUCUCGUAUUUUGGAAAAGAAAAUGCUCGGCCUGUAAAUGCUAUAAUGGCACGGAAAUUUUACCGCACAAAGACAAAGAACCAAGCGCAUCAGAAAUCAAAACAACAAAGCACGAUAUAACAACCAGCCUGAGUGACGUCAGGGUACCCCGCGAACUGGAGGGCGUUGUGACGCCUGAUCAUGGUUUUCGUAAGGUCGAGUAUCCUCGACGACGAGAAUAUGUCGAUUCUCCCACCUGUGUGCCAUCAAUAUGCCAUCUCGGGGUCGCCCAGAUUCAAACGGAAUCGAAAAAAGUGUCUAUUGUAGAGAGUCAAACUCCAAGCGCGAUCACGAAGGAAACGCCGAUGCAGACGUUGAGCAAAUGCGAAUUCUGUCAACAACAAAUACCCUUCGUGCGUCCCGUCACCGAAAAGUCAGACGUACGACGUACGCAAUGUUUCCAAUGUACGUCACAAUGGGGUUACCCCGCUAUCGUGCAGUUUGUUCGCGGAGAGGACGGCGUACCGUGCUGUUCUGGGUGCAAAUGCAUAACGGAUACAGCACAGAGCAGCUCGCAACAAUUACUGCAGCAACGUACAGAAUCGCUAACACCAAGAGUGAAGCCGUCUUCUAACAAAACGAUGGGGAGUGAGGCAACACAGCAGGUUGCGAUCAAACAAAAAGAAGAGGCAACAGAGAUAAAAAAGAAUGCGAAACCGACAAACGAGGAUGUCGAGCGGAACUUCGUGAAAACUGAAAAACCCGAGAGAACUAGAGAAACGAUUACUGAGCUCGUCAAUACACAAGAAAAAAGCAACGAAGAUUGUACAAAAGAAAACGAGAUCGAAAGAAGCAAAGGAGGAGGAGGAGAACGCUACACUAAAAUCUAUGAAAAGCUUAUGCGCAUGGAACAAGGAAGCAUAACAGACCUGGAGGAGUCGCCAACGCACAUGCAUAUGAACGAAACGCCGCCGAGCAGCAGGAUGAAACCUCGGGCAUUGUUGCAGUUAAAGUCGAAUAAGGUGGAUCCAAUCAAAAAUAUAGAUGUAAUCGAAGAUCAGAUCCCCGAAAGGAUAGCAUCGAGGACGAUGCUCGAUAAUCAGGCUGUUCCAAAAAACGAGCGUCCAGCAAGGACUGACUCGCCAAAUCCUGCAAUUGAAUAUCAGCUGAACGAUUCUUGUUUGUUCUGUAGGAGACAGAAUUUAACGCCAACUUCGGACAAUUCCAGAUGUUAUACCGUCCUGAAAGACAAAAAGGGGAAUUACUUCUGUGAAUUUUGCGCCCCAUCGAACAGUAAAAAGAUAAUGAAAAGACUCGAAAGCACGGACUUAAGAGAGCUACGGUGUGCCAAUUGUCGAUCGCAUCUUCGUUAUCGACUUAGAACUAACGUUAAACUCAAAACGGACACUUGUCCGAGAUGUAAUCGAUCGCAGAGACACGCGGCUUCUCCCUCUUCCACAUAAACAGGUUGCGAUUACGACACAACAGAUCCUUCGGGUCGAUAAAGCGCGUAUCCAUGCGAGUCAUAAAACGGAAACGUCGAUAGUGGAUUGUUUCAUUAAAAAGUUUUAUUCCUUACAAUAAGAGUCAUUAGGAACAGCGAUUGAAGGAACACACAGUAUAUUCGCGCGGACACAUUGAGAAGAAAUAAGCAGCGCCGAUCGCGUUGUUGAUCGUUACAGCUGUAACUUAAUGUAAGAUAACACUAUCGGAAGAACAUGAUUAUUCAUAUUGCUUUGUGAUAUUCCUCGAAACAUGAUAUCAGUUGCCGCCAACGGCGGGAUAUGCGCGACGCGCGUAAUCUGUAAUCUGCUUGUAAACAUUAUUAAUCUAGCUUAUUGU
Solenopsis invicta (red fire ant) is the source of this 2859-nucleotide messenger RNA. RefSeq lists its product as uncharacterized. The transcript has 13 exons. The record is from RefSeq and is a predicted model, not a curated record. Bases 753 to 2480 code for a protein of 575 amino acids. NCBI's taxonomy places the organism in Eukaryota, Metazoa, Arthropoda, Insecta, Hymenoptera, Formicidae.